Molecule: messenger RNA, 1547 nt
Organism: Daldinia loculata
Lineage: Eukaryota; Fungi; Ascomycota; Sordariomycetes; Xylariales; Hypoxylaceae
Exons: 3
Coding region: 529-1077 (182 amino acids)
Source: RefSeq, a predicted model, not a curated record
CGAUAGUUGAAACUUGCUCAUUAUUAUCUAUGUAGCUAAUGACUAGUAUACACUUAACUCUUGAAUAGGUAUGCAGUUUCCUUUGAGAUGUGAUAACAUAUCGCCUUGAAGAUAUAUCGGGGGCAGUAAUAUUCGUCCAACUUGAUAUGAUUGGGCUAGGAUGGGAUUUCCUUUGGCUUUUCGGGUCUAAGGGAUGGAGCGAACGUGAAAUUGAGAGAAGGUGGGAGCAGGAUAUCUUGGAAUCGAAGUUCAUUAGUUUGUUUGACAUCGAGGGGUAGUUUCCAGAAUAUGAUGACAUGAUGGGCCGUUACCCUCUACGAUAUGCUACAUUGAAGUAGUCGUAGUUUCCAUCUAUAUAUCUCAAUGAUGGAGAAGGAACACCAGAGGCAUAGAACGUGAAGCACAUUCGUCUCUUAUAUCCUCUUAGGUCCUCUUCUUCUCCUCUCUCUCUUUUCCUUUUCUUUUUUUCCCCCAUCAAAUCGAAGAUACUAGCAACCUCACUUUCUGACUACCUGCAACGUUCUAGCCAUGGUUAGCUAUAUCCAAGUCAUCGUUCUCGUCUGGACUAUCAUCUCUGGGCUCUUAAUUAUUCUUGUCCAUACUUCGUUGGGCAAAUGGUUUACUCAUAAGAGCAAGCCAAUUUUGGAAGCUCUGGGGCUUGAAAUUCCAAAGUCCCCACUGCCCUCUGAUCACCAGGAGACCCUGGACGCCCUGGGAAGAUAUCAUUAUACCAAUAAUGAAAAUCAACAGGUGAUAAUCCGGCUCCUCGGUGAGUUGAAGAGUGAGUUAGUGGAACAUCACAGAGGGACCCACGAUCGUCAGAGUGGUGUUGUUGCGGCUGUUGCCGCCAUCGUGUCUGUCAUACACGAUGCUUCUGCUGAUGGCCGCGAGCAUGCCCGCGAUUUGGCGCGACAAAACCACGAUUUCUUUCGUGAGUUGAACCGUCAACGCAGCCGAUAUCUAUAUGCUAUUGUAGAUCUCGGAGUGGGCAGAAUCCUGAGGGAACUUCCACAGUUAUUGUCUCGCGGUGAAAAAUCCGAUUCCCAAGAUCGUCGUAGACGUAGGAACUCGGCGUGAUUGAGACACGAAGUCUCUUAGCCUCUUGGUACGAGGUGGGCACCGGGUCUGAACAAAACGGCCGGUGUCUCUCCAGCGCUGGGAUUGCAUCUUGACGCGAUGCUGGAGCUUACCACCUUCGGGUGAACUAAGACAAUCCCAAAUCCUAGGUUUAUUCAUCAAGUUACCCGACCUUAGUCCUCGAUGCUCAUCCUCGUGCUUCUCCCGUAUACUCCUCGGACGUCUCAUGUAUACUACAUGAAGCUGGUGGAUUUGUCGGGAUUCUGGAUGGGACAUUUCUUGCCCCACCUCGUGACAGACCUGGCCUGACAUAGUCUCGUACGUGACACAUCUUGACGGAGUGACCGUGACUGCCGUUGAUGACGAUGUAUAAAAGGCCACUCUUUCCUGAUAUAUCAUCCUUUUGAAAGUGAUAAUUGUGUACGUAUGGUAGUUAUUUCAGACCUGGUCAUCCUUAUAUUUUAGAUAUG